Molecule: messenger RNA, 778 nt
Organism: Phlebotomus papatasi
Lineage: Eukaryota; Metazoa; Arthropoda; Insecta; Diptera; Psychodidae
Product: leucine-rich melanocyte differentiation-associated protein
Exons: 3
Coding region: 24-773 (249 amino acids)
Biological process (GO): melanocyte differentiation
Molecular function (GO): protein binding
Source: RefSeq, a predicted model, not a curated record
GUUGUGGUGCUUCAGCUGAAAAUAUGGAAAUAAAUUGGAGUAAUGUUGUCUUCAUAGAAUCUGAGAGACGUCUCAUUCUGUCUGAACUGGAACUAUAUGAAAUACCGGAUCCCAUUAUAAAUUUAUACCACAAUCGAGCAAAUCAAUUGGAUAUUAGUUUCAACAAGUUAACAUCCAUCGCUGGAAUAUCUCUCUUUACUUCACUGGAGGAACUGAUCUUAGACAACAAUCAACUUGGAGAUAUUACCUUUCCUGCAAACAACAAUCUCAAACUUUUAUCACUUAACAACAAUAUGAUUAAGAAUCUGGAUUACCUGUUAGACAAUAUUAAAGAGAGCUUUCCACAUUUGGACUACUUAAGUCUACUGGGAAAUCCAUGCUGCCCAUUUCCCAUCUACAGUGGAUCAAUUGAUGAGAAGAAGUAUCAGAAGUACAGAGAAAAAGUCCUUAAUCAUUUGCCUACACUCCAAUUUCUGGACUCAACACCAGUAAGUCUUGCUGAGAGGAUGAAACUCUUGGAGAAAUUACCACCAAUCUAUCCUGCUGAAUCUGACAGAAGUGUCGAGAAAUUCACACAAAUAUCUGGUUUGAUGAGAAAGACUUUCUCGAGUAUUCACCAAGGUCGCUUUGGAAAAAAUAGGCCAACGACUUACAAUCCCUUGCCACCAACAGUUCGUAUAGGCCAACACCGGGGGGCCUAUGUUAAAUGUAAAUUCAAAUAUGUAGGGGCUCACUCUGAGGGAAAUCGAUUUAUUUUGAAUAAAGAUCUUUAAACUGA